AUGCUGAUGCUGAUGAAAAAACGGAAAAAUUUAUUUGAAUUAUUAUUGCUUCCUCAUCGCAACACUCUCCGAAGCUAUGGCCUCUUCUUGCCUGGUCUUCGUUACCCAACAACCUCCUACCUUUGUUUGAAGCUUGUUAAAAACAAAUACGCCAAUUUGGUCAGUACUUCUUUCGGAGCAAAAGAAAACAAGCCUUGUUGGGUACUACUUGAUUACUUGGCACCAUCAUCGGGCUUCAUCACCACUAGUAACAACAACAACAAGAAUAAUAUUCGGUAUUUUACAAGCAAGAUGGCUUCGAAUGACCCUGUCGGAACUAGUACUGUAAUAGUGCAACGAGUGAAUGAAAACAACAUUUCCGAAAAGGAGUACAUCGGUUCUUUUUGGAAAACACAAUUACCUCAACAAUUAAUGAAAGGCAUUUGGGACACAGAGAAGGACUUUUCAAGAAUACCGUAUCAUCUCAUUGAUAACAUGUAUCAUUCAGAAAGUGGAUUAUACAGCGAAGGCUGCUGGCACAAUUUCGUGAUGGGACUCAAUUUAUGCCAAAUGAUUGAACAACAAGAACACGAGGAAGAGGUUACUAAAUUUUGUAAGGAGCAUGCAUUGGAGGAAAAACUUGCUCGAUUGUCUCAAUCUGUUUUCGCUUUGAAUUUUGAUAGGGAUCAACACUUGUUUUUUCAGAGACAACCCUCAGGAAUUUGGCAAUCAGCUGAUGAAAGUGAAAUGCAAGAGAGAAAGGAAUUUUGGAAAACUAACAAGGAUGAAAAGAAGCUCAUCAGUAAUGCAAUGGGGUUGAUGUUUUACAGUACAAUUUCAAAACAUGGAAAAUUUUUGCCACAAGACUUGGAUUUGAACAAAUUUUGUGAGAGCAUCAUGAGUCACUUUUAUGACAAGGCAAAACAGUUAUGGAAAACAAAGAUUAGUUCAGUAGAAGGAUAUGAGGUUGAGACACAACAUUACCGACUCGUAGACCAUGCAAUGCUGUUCUUGGCAUUCUCAACGUUUGUUUCGCAUCCAUCUGUGGAACCUAACCUUAAGGAGAGACUAUUGCAAGCUAUCGAUCAUAUUUUAGAGAUUAUUCUUAAACGAUUCAACGUUGAAAAUUUCACAGAGCGUAUUACUUAUUUAGAUGCUGAUUUGACACGUCAUUCCAAGAGAUUUUUGUGGCAAGAUUGUUGGCUAGUGCUAGCUCUAAUCAAGUCAGGAAAAUGCAUUGAACAGCUUCCAUCCAUGGUGCAAGAGUUAUACAAUGAAUAUGUCGAUAUUGAGACUGGAUUUUUAUUCAGUGAAGCCAUUGGAGCUGUCUCUGAUCCAACCACUGUUAAAACAAAGACCGUGAACGACAAGGUGAGGAAAUUUUCUCCAAUCACAGGUCAAAUGUACAUAAGUUUCAUCAACGACAAUGCUCUCUUUUUACUAAUACUGAAAUGUAGAGAGACCUACUGUUUUGAUAAUGACAGCAUUUUACAAUUAGACUCUCUUUUCAAAAAGUUUGAGGAAUCAUUUCAUAGAUACAUUGAGCAAUCCAAGGUUAAAAAAGGCAUCUCUGAUAUGGGUGCCCAAAGAUUACUCAUCUCAGAUUAUCUGAUCAGAGAGGGUUUAUGGGCAAAUAGUGAGACUCUAUUUUCAUUACUUUCACCAUGCUCCUUUUUCUCACAUCAUAAAUAA
Molecule: messenger RNA, 1671 nt
Organism: Naegleria lovaniensis
Lineage: Eukaryota; Heterolobosea; Eutetramitea; Acrasida; Naegleriidae
Exons: 1
Coding region: 1-1671 (556 amino acids)
Source: RefSeq, a predicted model, not a curated record